AUGGCUGGCCUGAACUUUGAAGCUCUGAGAAACCUGCACAACUCUGCUAAUGAUCUUCUCCACUCUCCCAUCAUCCAGCAAGCUCUGGUCCUCAACAGUCAAGAAAAAUGGGUUCAUGAAGUCUCGGAAGCAUCUCUGAGACUGUUGGAUGUGUGCAGCAUUUCGAAAGACGUUCUUUUGCUUGUGAAAGAGCAUCUCCAGGACCUUCAGUUCACUUUACGUAGAGUGACCAGCUCCGGCGAAGAAGAUAUUGGGAGCAAAAUGACAGCCUACAAUUUCUAUAGGAACAAGUUGAAGAAGGAGACCCUCAAGUGCUUGAAUUCUUUGAAAGGACGUCCUAUGAAUAACAAAUCCUCCAUCGUUAGCUCAGAAAUUUGCCCUAUAGACGAGAACCUUACGCUUGUUGUAGAUGUGCUAAGACAAGUGAGGGUCACCACUGUUUCCAUUGUGGAGACUCUGCUGUCUCUCAUUUCCAUUCCCUGGCUGGAUGGAAAAUCAACUAGUAGAAGUACCGCUACUUCUUUCAAGUUCAUGUCCAAGUUUGUGUGUGGAAAGAGCCAAAAAGUACAUGACCUAUGCGAUGCAACGGCGCUUCAGAGUGCGAAUACAAGGUUGGAUGCUGUGGAGAUUGCCAUUCAAGAUCUUCAAGUUGAAUUAGAGUGCAUGUUCAGGCGCUUGAUCGACACCAGAGUUGCACUUCUUAACAUCCUUACCAACUAG
Rosa chinensis is the source of this 720-nucleotide messenger RNA. RefSeq lists its product as uncharacterized. Gene Ontology annotation, biological process: shoot system development; root development. Bases 1 to 720 code for a protein of 239 amino acids. NCBI's taxonomy places the organism in Eukaryota, Viridiplantae, Streptophyta, Magnoliopsida, Rosales, Rosaceae. The record is from RefSeq and is a predicted model, not a curated record. The transcript has a single exon.